This is a messenger RNA of Peniophora sp. CBMAI 1063, 1194 nucleotides long. The record is from the annotation of a GenBank genome assembly. NCBI's taxonomy places the organism in Eukaryota, Fungi, Basidiomycota, Agaricomycetes, Russulales, Peniophoraceae.
AUGUCGACAGCCGUGCCUACAUUUCUCUCGGAGCUCGCGCCCGCUGAGAUCCGCGGGACGACUGUGAGCUUGUUCCAGUUCGCAGUGUGCUUGGGCAUCAUGGUUUCUUACUGGAUUGGCUACGGCACGAACUUCAUCUCGGAAACCUCGUCCGUGUCCUGGCGUCUCCCUCUCGCCGUACAGUGCAUACCAGCUUUGAUGCUCAUGUUCGGUGUUUGGCUUGUACCAGAGUCUCCGCGUUACCUUGUAAGUAUCGGGAAGGAAGAGAGAGCACGACACGUUCUCGGAUACAUCCGACACUCGGAUCAAGACGACGAGCUCGUAAACGUAGAGUUCUUGGAGAUAAAGGCAGAAGCUCUGUUUGAGAGGGAAAUCAUAGCGGAGCGCUACCCGGCCCUCGUGAAUCGAGGCCUCUGGUCCGGCGUCGCGAUUGAGCUCCUGGAGAUCGCCACUCUCUUCAGCACUUGGGAUAACUUCAAGCGCACGGCAACUGGCGGUCUUACCAUGUUCUUUCAGCAAUGGACUGGGAUAGAUGCUAUUGUCAACUACGCCCCCACGAUCUUCACCUCAAUCGGUCUCACGAACAACACUACUUCGCUACUCGCGUCGGGUGUCAUCGGUUGCCUCUUCGUGGUCUCAGUGAUACCUGCCAUCCAGUUCAUUGACAAAAUCGGUCGGCGCCCGUUGAUGCUCACGGGAACAGCGGGCAUGAUGGUGUUCUUGAUCCUGGUCGCCGCUCUUGAUGCAAGUUUCGGUGACAACUGGGAUGCGCAUCGCGGGGCAUCUUGGUUCACCGCAGUUUGCAUCUGGCUCUACGUCGGAUGCUUUGGCUUCAGUUGGGGACCUACCAGCUGGUGCAUCAUCGCGGAGAUCUUUCCACUUUCAUUGCGCGGUCCUGGGGUUGCUCUAUCAGCCUCCUCCAACUGGAUGAACAACUUCAUCGUAUCGUAUACUGUGCCGAUAAUGCUCGAGAAUAUCACGUGGAAGACCUACAUCGUCUUCAUCUGCACUCUGGCUCUCGGUGGCCUCUGGACUCUCACGCUCCUCCCCGAGAGCAAUGGAAAGUCUUUGGAAGAGAUGGAUCUAGUCUUCCACUCGCGCACUGGUCACGCCGACGUUGAAAGGAUGGCUCGUAUAGCCCGCGAGCUGGGGAUUCACGAUUAUUCCGAGGAUGACGCGCUAAAAAAAGUAUGA